CUUUUCAUGUGACAACACUGAAGGAAUUACACUUUGCUACAAUGUAAAGUAGUGAGUGUACAGCUUGUGUAACAGUGUAAAUUUGCUGUCCCCUCAAAAUAACUCAACACACAGCCAUUAAUGUCUAAACCACUGGCAACAAAAGUGAGUACACCCCUAAGUGAAAAUGUCCAAAUUGGGCCCAAUUAGCCAUUUUCCCUCCCAGUGUCAUGUGACUUGUUAGUGUUACAAGGUCUCAGGUGUUAAUGAGGAGCAGGUGUGUUAAAUUUGGUGUCAUCGCUCUCACUCUCCCUCAUACUGGUCACUGGAAGUUCAACAUGGCACUUCAUGGCAAAGAACUCUCUGAGGAUCUGAAAAAAAGAAUUGUUGCUCUACAUAAAGAUGGCCUAGGCUAUAAGAAGAUUGCCAAGACCCUGACACUGAGCUGCAGCACGGUGGCCAAGACCAAACAGGACAGGUUCCACUGAGAACAGGUCUCGCCAUGGUCGACCAAAGAAGUUGAGUGCACGUGCUCAGCAUCAUAUCCAGAGAUUGUCUUUGGGACGUAUGAGUGCUCCAGCAUUGCUGCAGAGGUUGAAGGGAUGGGGGGUCAGCCUGUCAGUGCUCAGGCCAUAAGCCGCACACUGCAUCCACGGUUCUUCUGGAGACUUUGACUGUCGCACUUGCAUCUUAUUUUUGCAUCAAAAUCCAGCAGCUUUCAUUGUGUUUAUUUAUUUAUUUUUUUGUCUGAAAAGUGGUCUCUUACAUAAUACGCUGCUUUCUUUACUGACAAACAUUUUUCUUUAACGUUUAAUUUUGUCCUGGAAAACUAAUGCUUUGAAAUCUAAAAUGUUUUUGUACUGACUCGAUAAUGUAGAAGUGUAUAACAUAGUUUGUACUUGAACAAAAUCAGGUGCUUAAGACUUUUGCACAGUGCGUAUAACAUAUAACGACAAUAAACUUGAUUUAAACUGAACCUCUUAAGCAACUCGCAUCAAUUUCCCCAACCCCUUGCACACAGUGGAGCAUUUUGGAUAUAAAGUUUAUAUAUACGUUUAUGCUCGUGCUUCCAUGCUACACAAGCUCCACUUUGUAAAGUUUGCAAGUUACAAUGUUCUUGGUGGCAUUUAAUAUAAAAUGCUUUCCUGCCUUAGAGGACUUUGAGGUCACACACUUUUUUCCGCGGUCACUUGAUGAUUACUCCUCCGUCUAAUGGUGACUGAGGUCAUGAUGGGCAUAAAAGGUAAUGCUGACAUAAACAGUAAACUGAAGAAACCUCAUUGUCGUUGACUCUGGGUAUUCUGCUAAAGCUAGUGGUGUAGCAUUACAUGUGUUUGACGUCAUGCGUCAUCGACUAGGAAGCAGCUUAUACUUCCGGUUAGUAAAAAAGAAAGCUAGUGUUUCAUUUGAGAUGAUAUUACCCUUCUAAAAUUCAUACACUAGACUGUAGAGUGCAUAGUGUAAGUGUAUAGUUCGUCAUUUGGGACGCAACUUUGAUCUGUUCUCUCCAAUGCGUGUUUUCCGAUCAGAAGUAACGCAGUGAGUAAAUGUUCCCCGUGCCACACGAAGACGAAAUAAUGUAAAAUGAGAUUAUUAUCAGUUUUAUCAAUUAGUUGUUGCCGCUCUAAAUACAGCAUAAGAAUCAGGCUAAAAUAUUUCAAUAGUAUAAAUGAAUUCAAGGUUAUGGUUUGUUUAUUUAUUGUUUUAGUAUUUUAACUCUUUAUUGCACUUUAAAGGUAAUAGUGCACUAAAAUUCUUAAGAAACUGUAAAAUCACUUAUAGUGUUAAUAUGGACACUGUGUGAUGCACAUUUUUUAUAGGAGAUGUGUGGAGGAUUAAUAUUCCUGAUUUCCAUGAGCUGGCAUUUUACUGAUGAUUGGACAUGUUCCGGUCUAAUUAUUAUCUUUAGUUGCUACCUGUGUAAUAAAUAUUAUAUUGGAGUAAGACUGGGUGAUAUGAGAGUAUGAUAUUAAUUUCGGGAUUACUAAUUUUUCAAUAUAUCAUCACAGGAUACAUAUUGGGGAUAUUGUGAUAACUUUUUAUCAUUUUUGUUAUUUUUUAAAUUAAUCACGCUGAUUAUUAUAUUUUAACAUUCUUGGGUCAAAGACUAAAGUUGUUAUUGAUCCACAAUUAAAUACAGUAUAGUCUUUGACUGGGGGGGAUGGCCAUGUGACUGUUUAUUUUUAGCUCAGUUAUCUCAUGGUAUUAUUUUCACUAUUCAGAUGAUUAGCCAUUGACGAGCUUUAGUGUUGCCCGAUGUUUUUGAACAACUGAAACUCCCAGGAAGUCACCUAACAAAAAAUUUAAACACAACACUAGUAUGGUAUUAAAUCAGCCAGCGCCAUUGGUAGGGCCUGUUUGUUUAAACUCCUGUACAAUCUGUCCUAGGCUUUGUACCAGUAUGUAUCACAGAAAACAAAACAAAGCAAAAGAGCUUUGUCAUCGGGGGUCACCUCAGCCUCAGAGUAUUUUGUUGAGCCAGCCACGCUGCCCUGUUAUUUUUAAAGCCCGCACGAUAGGCCAUGAUUCUCUCUUGCCGGUUCAUGUGAUCUGAGCAGCUCAAUUUGCUGAGCAGCGUUUUCACAGGUGGCUUACUGCAAUCAGAAUCCACCAGCAUACACGGUGUGAACUAGUCUUCUCCCUUUACAUUCUGUCCUGUCCCCUCUCUCUCUCUCUCUCCCAGGCUUUGUCCAUUUGGGAAACAUACUCUUACUGCCCUUGUGCGCACUUAGCAGGAAGUGGAAUGAUCUCAGCAGGCGACUGAGUGGGAAUUAUUGGCUCGUGAACAGUGGUGUUUUUUUUUUUUUUUUUUUUUUUCUCCAGGCCACGUUGCCUUUAUGGUAUUUGUUUUGGACUAGCAGGGCAAAGGGAGCAGUUUCAAAGGUCACCACGAACUCCAGUGUGUCGGCACUGAGCCGAGAGAGCUCAGCGGAUUGGGAGAAGGAACGUGAGCUCUGCAACGUGUCAACCGAGUGCUCCUGGGACAUGGAAAGAAACUUACCAGAGAACAUUGGUCAGGGUGGCUGCUUAGAAGGCUGUUUGAAUUACAAAUAGAAGAGAGGAAAAUGGCAGCAUUUUGCCAGGAUAAGGGGAACCCUUAAGCUUGUCAGAUUUUCUGGUCGUCGUGUUUGAAGAAAGCCGGGUAUGGGAAACGUUUGUGGAUGUGUGAGGGGCCAUAAAGAUGAAUGUUAUGUUGAUCCCUCUAAAGCACCGCUCAACCCCACAUUCAAGGAGCUCCGAGGACGGCGGUAUUUCCAGAGAAGAAAGAGCAGAAAGUCGGUUGAAUUUCAACCCGAAGUCGCCGUGAGCAGCCAAAAUGAAACUGAGAAGAAGGAAAAGUGUUGUGAUCCGACAGACCAGGGUGUUUAUGUCGGAGAAGUUCCAGUGGUCAAAACUGGCAGAAGACCAUGUAUACGACAGUCUGAGAGAGACAGAAGCUGGCCCGCUGUGGAAGAAAACCUCCACAAGUUUACCAAGAGCUCUAAAUGUAUUUCUCCUAAGGAUGGGCUCCUAGAAAAGAAGCUACUUCAGAGGCAACUAAGGAGGGCAGCGAGUUUUGGAGCUGUGGAGCAUUUGCUCCGUACAUUGCGGGGACAUGGCUCCCGUAGGAGCAGUGUGGAUCAUGAGUGGAAAGACAUAAGAGGACUGUCAAGGAUUAUAUGUGACAUCCAAGUGCACAGGAAGAGGAGGAGGGCCUUCACAUCUUCCGGAGGAUCUGUUUCCCACAAUUCUCUGGACACUAUCCAGAAAAAGUCUGCAUCUCGUAAUGAACGUGAGAUUUCGGAAAUCCACGUUACUGGGGAGUCCGAGGACAUGACGGCAAAGGAGAGGCUUCUGCUUUGGUCCCAGCAGAUGACCGAGGGCUACGUAGGGGUCCGCUGUGACAACUUCACUACUUCUUGGAAAGACGGAAGGUUGUUCAAUGCGAUCAUUCACAAGUACAGGCCUGACCUGGUGGAUAUGAGCAAAGUAUCAAUACAGUGUAGCAGAUCAAACCUGGAGCAUGCGUUCUCUGUGGCUGAGCAGCUGGGUGUGGCUCGGCUGCUGGAUCCGGAGGAUGUGGAUGUCACAUCUCCGGAUGAGAAGUCAGUCAUUACCUACGUAUCAACGUUAUAUGAUGUCUUUCCUAAAGUACCGGAGGGUGUUGAGGGCAUCGGUGCAAACGAUGUCGAUGUCAAAUGGGUGGAAUACCAGAAUAUGAUCAAUUACCUCAGCCAAUGGAUCAAACAUCAUGUGUCCGUCAUGUCCGACAGAAACUUUCCCAGUAACCCUGUGGAACUUAAGGCACUUUAUUUGCAAUACCUGCACUUCAAGGAGAGUGAAAUCCCACCAAAGGAGAACGAAAAGACCAAAAUCAAGCAUCUUUAUAAAAUGUUAGAGGUGUGGAUUGAGUUUGGUCGCAUUCAUUUGCCGGAGGGUUACCACCCUAACGAUGUGGAGAAGGAAUGGGGCAAGCUGAUCGUGGCCAUGCUUGAGAGAGAAAAGAGCCUAAGGCCUGAGGUCGACAGACUUGAAAUGCUGCAGCAAAUCUCAGACAGAGUUAAGAGAGACUGUGUGGCUGGAGAAGACAAACUAGCCUUAGCACGGGCAUCUCUGCAAUCGGACAUAAAAAGGUUAGAGUCUGGGAUCCAGUUGCAGAAUGAGCCUGAAAUUGCAGGACACCUGCUGGAAUGUGAAACAUUGUUGAGGCAGCAAGUGGUCGACAUCCAGAUUUUGCUGGAUGGGAAGUUCUACUUGGCAGAUCAGCUUGUUCAAAGGGUAUCCAAGCUUCGUGAUGACCUGCUGACCCUCAGAACAGAAUGCUCCUCAGUGUACAGCAAGGAACGCAGUCUGAGCACGGAACAGACCAAGAUGAUGAUCUCCGGCAUCACACAGAGUUUGAACUCGGGCUUCUCUCAGAACCUGAAUAUGGGUCUAAGUCCUGCGCUCACACCAGGCUCUGCCCUCUCCUCCAGCUUUACCCCUGCCAUGACGCCGGCACUGACCCCAGCCAUGACCCCAGGAUCGACCCCGUCUCUGAUACCUGGCUUGCAGUCUACCCUGAGAGUCGGAGGUUCCAUGGAGCCAGGGAUUCUCCAGCACAUGAAACACACGCAAAUCCGCAAGCCAAUGCACAAAGCUUCUUUAGUUGACCCCAGCUUGUCUGAGGAAGACGUCAACAUGAAGUUUGUCCAGGACUUGCUUAACUGGGUGGAAGAGAUGCAGGUACAACUCGAUCAAGGCGAAUGGGGAUCUGAUCUUCCGACUGUUGAGUCUCAUUUAGAAAAUCACAGAAAUGUUCACAAAGCCAUCGAAGACUUCCACAUGAGCGUUAAGGAAGCAAAAAUGAGCGAGAUUCAGAUGACGCACCCGUUGAAACGGAGUUACUCGGACAAGCUGGACCUUUUAGAAAGCCAGUACGGGAGGCUACUUAGCUCUAGUAAAGAGAGGCAGAAGCACCUGGACAGCCUGCGUAGCUUUGUGUCGCAUGCCACCCGAGAGUUAAUUUGGCUUAACGAGAAAGAGGAAGAGGAAGUAGCCUUUGAUUGGAGUGAGCGCAAUAGCAUUAUCUCCAGGAAGAAGGACUACCAUGCUGAACUGAUGAGAGAGCUGGAUGAGAAGGAGGGGGUGAUCAAGUCUGUGCAGGACCAAGCUGACAUCCUUUUACAACAGAACCAUCCAGCUAGGCUUACUAUUGAGGCAUAUAAGGCUGCCAUGCAAACACAAUGGAGCUGGAUCCUUCAGCUCUGCUACUGUGUGGAACAGCACCUGAAAGAAAAUAUGACUUACUUUGAGUUUUUCAAUGCUGCCAGAGAGUCUAUGGACUACCUUAAAAGCCUUCAGGAUUCAAUUACAAGGAAGUAUGGGUGUGACCGUACUAGCAGUCUGCAUAGACUGGAGGAUCUCAUUCAGGAGUCUAUGGAUGAAAAAGAGCAGCUUCUUCAGUACCGCAGCACUGUGGCUGGCUUGGUAGGACAGGCCAAGUCUGUUGUUCAACUUAAGCCCCGCAACCCAGAGAACCCUGUCCGAACUUCCCUACCCGUCAAGGCCAUCUGUGAAUACCGUCAGAUCGAGAUUACUAUCUACAAAGAUGAUGAGUGUGUGCUGGCCAGUAACUCUCACCGAGCUAAAUGGAAGGUGAUCAGCCCUUCAGGGAAUGAGGCCAUGGUGCCUUCUGUCUGCUUUACUGUGCCUCCACCCAAUAAGGAGGCAGCAGAGAUGGCCAGCAGGAUCGAGCAGCUGUACCAGAAAGUUCUCGCACUGUGGCACAGCUCUCACGUGAACAUGAAGAGCGUGGUGUCCUGGCACUACCUGAUGACGGAUAUCCGCAACAUCCGCAAAAGCACUGUCGCCUCUAUUAAGACUAUGUUACCGGGUGAGCACCAGCAGGUCCUGAGCAGCUUGCAGUCCCACUUUGAGGAGUUCCUGGAGGACAGUGAGGAAUCGGAGGUGUUCACAGUGGCAGACUGCACUCAGCUAGAGAGAGAGGUGCUGGCUUCAAAAGAGUACUAUGAGGAAUUGCUCAAGUCUGCAGAGCGAGAGGAACACGAGGAAUCCGUGUACAACCUCUUCAUAUCUGAGGUGCGUAACUUUCGCAUGCGCGUGGAAGCCCACGAGGAGCAACUGAUUCGGCAGAUCCGCUCCCCUCUAGAGCGAGAUGACCCGAAGGCCAUUAUGCAGCGCGUCAUUGAUCAGGAGAGGAAGAAGGCAGAGUUAGACCGGUUGAACGAGGAUCUCGAGGUGCUAAAGGAGAAGUGCGAGACGUUCCUCAGGCAGGCUGCUAACUCUCCUUCGGUGCCCACGCUGUCCUCUGAGCUCAACGUGCUCACUCAGAGCAUGGCUCAGGUCUACUCCAUGUGCUCCAUUUACCUGGAAAAGCUGAAGACUGUGAGUUUGGCGGUGAAACACAGCCAGGGUGCUGAGGCUUUGGUCAAGCUGUACGAGGGCAAACUGUGCGACGAAGAUGCGGUCAAUGGUGACAUCAGGUCUAUCGACACAGUUAUGAGCACUCUCAAGCAAUGGAGAUCGGAGAUAGAUGACCGAAGAGAUGUCUUCCAUGACCUGGAGGAUGAACUGCAGAAAGCUAGAGCCAUCAGUGACCGUAUGUUCAAAACCCAUAACGAGAGGGACUUUGACCUUGACUGGCACAAGGAGAAAGCUGAGCAGCUUGGAGAGAGAUGGCGGAACGUCCACUGUCAAAUUGAAAACAGGCUUCGAGACCUGGAAGGCGUCAGCAAGUCUCUGAAAUACUAUAAGGAUGCGUACAGUAGCCUCGAUGAGUGGAGCAAAGAGAUGGAGGCCAAUCAGCUGAAAACCCAAGAGAACCAGCCAGAGGACAGCAAAGCUCUGGCUGAGUUACUAAACCAACAAAAGGUGCUGGUUGCGGAAAUUGAACGUAAGCAGAGUAAGAUUGAUGAAUGUCAGAAGUACUCGGAGCAGUACUCAGCUGGACUGAAAGAUUAUGAGCUUCAGUUGAUGACCUACAGGGCUAUGGUGGACUCUCAGCACAAGUCCCCAGUGAAGAGGAGGAGGAUGCAGAGCUCAUCAGAUACCAUUCAGCAGGAGUUUAUGGACCUCCGCACUCGCUACACAGCACUGGUCACUCUUAUGACGCAGUACGUGAAGUUUGCAAGUGAAACUCUGAAAAGGGCAGAAGAAGACGAGAGGAAGACAUGUAUGGACAAAGCUGAAUAUAGGAGCUGUAUGGAUGGUAUGGAGCUGCAGAAAGUGGCAAGUGAAGAGGAGAUCUGCAGGCUCAAGCGGCAGAAAUCUGUUGAAGAGGAGAGAAAAGAGCACAGUGAUAAAGUUAGCAAGUUAUUAAACUGGAUGUCUGAUGUGAAAUCGAACGUGAACAAAAACGAAAAGGCUGUAGGUGAUGGCAAAGGCAGCACAGAGAGCUCUAAUAAGCUUCAGAUUCCUACGGAAGAAGUUUUGUCAAAGAAAGAACAAAUAACAGAAGCAUUAAGAAAUACACAGCAGAUACUGACCAAGCACAGUGACAAGAUGUCUGAAGAGGAAAAGUGUGAAGCAAAAGAACAGCUAAAACUCCUCAACCAGGCCUACGAUGAGCUCUCUCAGAUGAGUGCGAACCAGACACCCUCUGCUGAACAGGAGUUUGAAGUCAUCGAAGGCAUUCUCGAUGUGGGAAAAGGAGCAGUGCUGUCUGUAUGUCGCGCAGUGCAGAAUGGUCUCAUUGACCACUGCACUGGGCUCAGUCUCCUUGAGGCUCAGCUCAUAACAUCUGAACUCAUCUUACCCGAAUUCCACAUGUGCCUAGACUUGGAGGAUGCAUUCAAGCACAAGCUCGUGGAUGAGCCCAUGUAUAAGCAACUGCAAGACUUGAACGAAGCCAAUAAAUGCAUCCAAAGUCCACGUUAUGCUUCUGAACCCUUGCCGAUGGUAGCUGCAGCGAAGGAUGGGGCGAUUUCUGAACGUCUAGCUGUAAAGGUCAUUGAGAUCCAGCUAGCCACUGGUGGGUUAAGAGUGACAUACACUGGAGAUAGUUUAAGUCUCGAGAGGGCAUUUGAAAUUGGCUUAAUUCCCCAGUCUCUCUAUAUUCAGAUAUUACAAAGACAGAAUACCUGGAAGGAUUUGAUUGAUCCUAAUACAGCUGAAAAAGUUUCUCUUAUUCAGCUUGUGCAGAGGAGCAUUGUGCACGAGGAGACAGGGCUACGUGUGCUGGCGGUGAAAUCUGGCAUAGCGUUUACAUCUGGGAGAGAGGUCAGCAUUCUGGGAGCGAUGCACGAGGGUCUGAUAGAUCGCGAGACCAUGCUCCGGCUGCUGAGUGCGCAGCUCUUUGCAGGAGGCAUAGUCGAUCCUAGAACAAACUGUAAGCUUACAGUAGAAGAGGCCGUAGCUGAGGGUCUUAUUGAUCAGGACACUGCCAGUGGAAUUUUGAGCCACCAAGCCCAAAAUGGUGGCAUUGUAAACCCUAAAAACGGUGCUAGACUGACAGUCGAUGAAGCUGUUCAGUGUGAUUUAAUGAGUUCCAGAAGUGCUCUGUUAGUUCUGGAGAGGCAGAAAUGUUUCAUGGGCCUCCUAUGGCCUCACUCUGGUGAAAUCCUCACUGUCUUGAGGUCCACACAGCAUGAAAUCAUCACUGACAAACUGGCGCAUGAUCUUCUGUGUAACCGGCAUAAAAUAACGGCAUUUUACAUACCAGAGAACUCUGAGGUAGUUGAUAUCGACUCUGCUGCACAGAGUGGUUUGAUCAACGCUUGCACAGUAGACUUUUUAAAAACGAUAGAGAUACCAGAUACGUUCCCUGAUGUAGAAGAUCUCAAUGACAGAUUUUCAUCAUGGCUAGUAAUGCGUGAGCUUCAAAUUGAGGGAUCAGAAAGAUCCAGAGAAGGAUUGGAAGCUAAUGAAAAGAGUACGAACGCCCCAUCUUCCUUGGAAGCCAAACAACUUUUUGUUUCAUUUUUAAUGAUGAACAGCUACAUGGACCCCAAAUCAGGACAGAGGCUGUUAAUUUUUGAUAGGCAGUUAAAUAAAAUGGCUAAAGUACUGCUAGAAAUGUCAGAAACUGACACACAUGCUAAAAUCCAUGAGUCCUCGCUAGACGAGGAUUUUCCAGAUGAUGCACACAUCACACACACUGGUGAAUUGACACUUUUGCAUAUUGAAGAGCCAAGAAUAGCAGAAGAGACUAUUUCAGAGGUCUCUACUGAGGGUGAUCAUUGUAUAAAAACGUCAACUAUUGAAUCUGACAGUCUUACGUCAGGGUCAGGUGAAUUAUUUAAUACAUCACUGGAAAGUGCUCCAUAUAAAGCUUCAGCAUCUGCGAUUAAAAUAAAAGAAAGUGCAGUUGAGGAUACGUUUACAGAUGCAUGCACGAAGCACCACACGAAUGAGAUGCAUAAUUCUUCAGUUCAACUUUCUUUAGGAACGCAUAUUUCCCAACAAUUAAAUCCCGAAAUUGGGAGUCAAACACAUUUGCUUUCAGAAGAAGAAAAGAAUGCGCCUUUGAGUCACAGAGAAAAUUCAGUUCAAGCAAAAGAUAAAGACCCCGCACAGUGCUCUUGUGAAGGUGUGUAUGAUAACAAGCUCGAAAGAGACCACGUGUUAUGCCUUCUGAGAGACCAAAUAAAAGAGGGGGGCAUUUUAGAUGCCACCUCUGGAAAGCGAUACAACCUUAAUGAUGCUUUUGAUAAGGGCUUCAUUGAUGAAGAGACCAUGUUAGAGGUGCUUGCACUCCAGCUUGGAAGGCACAGUGUCAUCAGAAAUAAAACCACGAUCAUGUCAGUACUGAAACAAGCUGUGUCACAAAGCUACAUAUCGUCUCGCGUAGCUUUACAGAUCCUGCAGCAGCAAGAUUUACUUAGUGGUCUCUACGACUCAUCUGGAAAGAGCAUCAGUGCUAGGGAGGAUUGGGAGAUGGGUUUGAUUACUGAUGAUAUUGGCAGCUUUGUCCUUGAUUCAGAAGUAGCCCAGAAGGCCACCACUGAUCCUGAUGGAACGUGUGUUUGCAGUUUGUCUAAUGCAAAGACGGUUCGUGAUAUUGAAGCAGAUAGUGAUGAGAUCCCUGCUGUGGACUUCAGUGAAAAAUAUCCAAGUACUGAAAAUGCAGUGAAUAGGUCAGAAGUAGUCACUCGUCUAUCAACAACCUCAAAAGAAAUGGCCGGUAGUUUCGACUCGUCAUUUAUGUUAAAUACGGUUAGUAAUGAGGAGACCAUUGCUGAGGAGAUUGGCGGAAUCUGUCCAAGUACUGAAAAUCUAUUAGCAACUUCAGCAGAAAUGACCGGUGAAUUAGACUCACCGUUAAAGACACCAAGUGAUGAUGAGAUCACUGAUCAGGAGAAAGACAGAAAAUGUACUGAAAAUGCAGGAAACAUAACAGAAGAAUUAAGAAAUUCAAAUCAAAUGACUAGUAGUUUGGACUCAUCGUUCAUCUUAAAUACAGUUAUUUAUGAGGACAUCACUGCUGAAGAGGUUGCUGAAAAUUCUCCAAGUACUGAAAAUGCAUUGAAAAGGCCAGAUGAAGUCACCAAUCUAUUAGCAACUUCAGCUGAACUCACCAAUACUGUGGACUCAUCAUCCACCUUAAAGAUAUAUAGCGAUGUGGAGAUAGUUGCUGAGGAGUUUGGUGAAAAAUGUCCAAGUACUGAGUACGGAUUAAUGAGAACAGCUGAAAGCAAUGCUGUAUUAACAAAUUUAACACAAUUCACUAGUCAGCAUCUGUCAGUAUUUAACUUGAAGACAGUUACUAGUGAAGAAGAGUUUGAUGAAAAGUGUCUGAACGCUGAAAAUGAGGUGAAGCAAACAGAGAAAGAUUCUAAUCUCUUAGCAACACAAUCAACACAAAUGACGAAUUGCUUGAACACAUCAUUUAGCUUAAAGACAGAAAGUGAAAAGGGCUUCACUGAUUUUAGUGAUAAAGGUCUAAAUACUGAAAUUGAGAUGAAAACGCUGGAAGAAGACAACCAUCUGUCAGCAUCCUCAGCAGAAAUUAACACUAGGUUGGAAACACCAUUUACCUUUAAGGAAGUUAUCGAUGAGGAGAUCUUUCAUGAGGAACUUGGAGAAAAAUGUCCACGUACUGAAAAUGCAAUAACAAGACCAGAAGACGCUCAUCUGUCAACAAAUUCAAAACAAAUUACCAGUGGUUUAGACUCACUCUCCCUGUUAAAGCCAGAUAGUGAUGCAGAGAUCACUGCUCUGGAGAAGGAGAGUUAUGAGAUCCCUGCUGUGGACUUCAUUGAAAAAUGUCCAAGUAUAGACAGUAUAGUAAAUGGAACAGAAGUCGUCACUCAUCUGUCAGCAAAUUCAAAACAAAUAAUCAGUAGUUCGGACUCUCUGUUUACCUUAAAUACAGUUAGUGAUGAGAUCACUACUGAAAAUUUUAGUGAAAAAUCUUCAAGUACUGAAAAUAGAAUAAGACCAGAUGAGAUUUCUAAUCUAUCAAUAACGUCAACACUAUUGACCAGUACUUUGGACUCGUCAUUCCCCUUAAAGACAUAUGCUGACAAGAUCACUGCUGAAGAGUUUGGUGAAAAAAGUACUGAAAAUAAAGUAAAUGAUGUAACUGCUGAGGGGAUUGGUACUGAAAUUGAAACGAAAAGAACGGAGAAAAACAUUCCUCUAUUAACGAACUCUGCACAAAUGAGCAGUAGUCUGAACUCAGUGUUAUUGUUACCGCCAGUAGGUGACACAUGUCCAGGUACUGAAAGUAGUUUGAACUCAUCAUUCACCUUAAAGAUCACAAAUGAUGAGUUUGCUGAAAAAUGUCCAAGUGCUGAAAAGACAAUGAAAAGCACAAAUGAAGUCUCACAAGUAUUAACAACUUCAGCACAAAUAGUCAGUAGUCUGGACUCAUUUUUCACCUUAAAUACAGUUAAUGAUGAUAAAAUCACUGUUCAGAAACUUGGUAAAAAAUGCCAAAGUACUGAAAAUGAUCUGAAUACAUCAGGGGAUGCCACCAACACAAAACAGGAUAUAUAUAGUUUGGACUCAUCAUUCACCCUAAAGACUGCUGUGAUCCCUGUUGAAAAAUGUCCAGCUACUGAAAAUGCAGUGAAGAGAACAGAGGAUGCCACUCCUCUAUUGAGUAGUAGUUUGGAGUCCCCAUUCACCUUAAAGACAGCUAAUGAGGAGUUCACUGAUGACACAUUUGGUGAAAAAUGUCCAAGUACUGAAAAUUCAUUGAGGUCAACUGUAGACCAGACUACUUUAUCCACAGACUUAACACAAUUGACCACCAGUCUGAAUGAUGAAUCCUUCAUCCUAAUGACCGAUAAUAACGAGAUCUGUGCUGAGGACCUAAGUAAAAAAUGUCCAAGUACUGAAAAUGCAGUGAACAGAACAGAGGAAGACACUCCUCCAUUAAUGAGUAGUAGUUUGGAGUCCCCAUUAACCUUAAAGACAAUUAGUGAGGAGAUCACUGAUGACACAUUUGGUGAAAAAAGUCCAAGUACUGAAAAUUCAUUGAAGUCAACUGUAGACCGGACUUCUCUAUCCACAGACUUAACACAAUUGACCACCAGUCUGAAUGAUGAAUCCUUCACCCUAAUGACCGAUAAUAACGAGAUCUGUGCUGAGGACCUAAGUAAAAAAUGUCCAAGUACUGAAAAUGCAGUGAACAGAACAGAGGAAGCCACCAGUUUAUUAAUAAACACAACACAGGCGAUACAUAGAUUGGACUCAUCAUUCAUCCUAAAAACAGAUAGUACUGAAAUCCAUGUUGAAAACUGUCCAAAUACUGAAAAUGCAGUGAACAGAACAGAGGAAGCCACUCCUCGAUUAACACACAUGAUCAGUAGUUUAGACUCCUCAUUCACCUUAAAUGCAGAGGAGGUCACUGAUGAUAUGUUUGGUGAAAAAUGUCCAAGUGAAAAUGCAGUGAGGACAUCAGAUGAAGCUUCUUUAUCAACACGCUUAACACAAAUGACCAGCAGUUUGGAUUCAUCAUUCACCUUCAUGACAGAUAGUGAUGGGAUCCCUGCUGAGGACCUAAGUGAAAAAAGUUCAAGUACUGAAAAUGCAGUGAAUAGAACAGAGGAAGCCAGUCCUCUUUUAAUGACUUCGGCACAAAUGGUCAGUAGUUUGGACUCCUCGAUAGUGACCUUAAAGCCAGUUAGUGAGGAGAUCACUGAUGCGUUUGGCAAAAAAUGUCCAAAUACUGAAAAUGCAGUGAGGACAUCAGAUGAAGCUUCUUUAUCAACAGACUUGACACAAAUUAUCAGCAGUUUGGAUUCAUCAUUCACCUUCAUGGCAGAUAGUGAUGAAAUCCUUUCUGAGGAUUUUAGUCAAAAAUAUCCAAAUACUGAAAAUGGAGCGAACAGAACAGAGGAAGUCAGUCCUCUAUUAACACCUUCCACACGAAUAAUCAGUAGUUUGGACUCCUCGUUCAUCUUAAAGACAGUUCGUGAGGAGACCACUGAUGAUGCAUUUGGCGAAAAAUGUCCUAGUACUGAAAAUGUAUUGAACGGGCCAGAAAAAGACACUCCUAUAAGCAGCUCAAUACAAAUGGCCAGUUGUUUAGACUCAUCAUUCAGCUUAAAGAGAGUUCGCGAUGAGAUCACCGACAAAUUGUUGUAUGACAAAUGUUCAAGUACUGAAAGUGAAGUGAAAAGAACAAAGGAAACCAAUUGUCUAUCCGGAAAUACUGAAAAUGUAGUGAACAGGACUGAGGAAGCCACUCAUCUAUUACACGACUCAACCCAAAUGAUCAGUAGUUUGUACUCAAAUCCAGUUAGUGAGGCCAUCGCUGAUAAGGACCUGGGUGAAAAAUGCCCAUGUACUGAAAAUUUUGGGAAAAGAACAGAGGUCACCACUCAUGUAUUAACAGACACAACACAAAUCACUAAUCUUAACACUACAUUGCUUUUAAAGACAGUUAGUGAUAUUUCUUCAGCUAUUGGAUUUGAUUCAGAAAAACAGAAUGAGGUUGAGCAAAUUAUCCAUACCCAUGGUUUAGAGGAUCUUGAUAAUUCAGAUUGUUUGGAUACCAAAUACAGUGGAGAUAGAAAUCGUACAGAGUUGGGGAAUGUUCCAGAAAAAGAGAAUCAUCUUAAUGAAGGAAUUUCUUUUCAUAUUACCUUUAAUGCAUUAUGUCAAGCUCCUUUAACCAGAUUUAGGGAUGUGACUUUUAAUGAAGCAGCGGUAAAUCAGAGGAGAAGUUCUGUUCAGAGUGACUCUGGCAUUUCCUCUUCAUUGCAAAGCGAUAUUUAUUCUGAUGAAAAGAAAUCAGAGAACUUGGGGAAAUUACACAAAGAUCACAGUGCUUUCAAUGAGCCACAGCAAACAGCAAGUACAUCCCCCAGCGAGAGAGGUUCAGAGAGCUUAAGUACAAUUGAAGAUAUAAAAACACUAACAGAUAAUGAACCCUCUUUAUCCUCUUCCGCAUUGUUUCAUUUAUCAGACAUGGGAACUGCAGGGAAAACGAAUGUGAGUCCUGAAUCAAGUGAAAACAUGCAAGAUCAGGAAGACAAUGUAGUUUCUCAUUCAAUAGAUUUUGUUCAAACAAAUCUGAACGAGAAAGAUCUGAAUCAAUGUACUAAUAGCGUGAUUGUGGAAGGACCUGAGCAUGAGUGCAAGUCAGGUACAGUUAAUGACCAUGCAGCAUUUAAAGCAGUAGAGACCCAAUCCAGUCUUGCUGACAGUAAGACAAUCAGUGAUUAUGACUCAGUCAGUAUCAACACCUCAGAGUCUAUGGAUAUGUCACAGCUUUGCUCAAAGUUCCUGCCUGACAUAGCUCUCGGUGAUGAUUCAAGCAAUAAGCAACGCUUAGCCGAGCAAGGUGGAGUACCUGACGCAGCAAUCGACGCCAGCUUGCCUAACUCAGGCUUUGUCAUAUCCGAGAAAAACAGAUAUGAUACAGAAGCCUUACAGUACAAAACUGCCAUCACUCCAGCGCACAUUGUGGGAGAACAAUCUUCAAAAUCUGUUACACUGAAAUCGACUAUUCCACCAAAUUCAUCACACAAAGACUUGCUUAAUGUUCAUACACCUCAAGACUCCAGCAAUGUUGAACAUAAUGGAGAUAAGCUGUGUGCAAAUUCUUCAGAACUGGAAAAAACUGCAGUCAAAGGAUCUAUAAAUGAGAUCCAGAGCAAAGAAAGGCAAGCCCUUGACAACAGUGAGGACAUCUCACCCACUGCUGCAGCUCAACAUGAAUCAUUUGUCACUUGGGUCCUUGUUGAGAGCAAAGAUCUAAGUCUGCUCAAGGAUUUGAGUGAACAUGAGGGAAUUCUUCCAGUUUGUGUAAAUCAAGAGAAGUGUCCAUCUUAUGUGGCCGGUCAUGGUCAGGAACCCAGUAGUCCAGAGCUAAUGCAGUCGCAGCUUCAAGAGAUGAUUCAAGAGAUGUCUGCUGACAAAGAACCAGAAAUGCUGAAAGAAAUUUUAGGUCUGCUGGGAACCACUGCUCAGGGAGUUGAAGGCUCAUGUAUGGAAGGGAUUGAAAGUCAGCCCAAUGCUUCUGCCAGCAAUGAUUAUGCUGAUGAUGUCUUUCACUCAGCUUUGUCCAAUCAGCAGUGUUCUGAGGCAAAUGUUUCAACCAUUGAGGAAGCAGAGGAGGUCAAAGUUAGACCCAGAAAAUGUUCCACCCAGCAUUACUUGGAAUGUGUCGGUAAACUCCAGGAUCACUGUGACACACUUGAAGACAUCAGGAAUGACUUUUUGACCCAAGGUCCUUUGGCGACUCACAUUGAAGGUUUACAAGACCAACUAGAAGCAGCUCAGUCUUUGGAGGCACAGCUUGCAGCAUUUCCUGACAUUUUAACCUCAGAUUUGGAGGUAGCUGAGCAGCUUUUAAAAUCUGCUGAUGAACUCAUCCCGACACAAGUCCAACACGAUUUAGCUACAGUUUUUGUAGAUUCGCAAGCCGCUUUCACAGAUGUUUGCCAUUUAUCAUCUGAGAGACGUAACGCAGUUCUCCAGGCCAUCGAUGCAGCCAAGGCAAAUUUAGAAUGUACGUAUCAAGAUCUUCUCCACUCUCUUGAAAAGCUGUCGUGUUGUAUUCAAGAUAAUUGUGUGAUGGUAUGUAAACUUGACAUCAUGAACACAGAUGACUUGGAGACGGUUAAAUAUAGGAUACAACAAAAUAAGGACCUGGAGAAGAACCUUUCUGGCACUCGACAGAAUCUAGAAGAUACAGCUUUUGAUGUUCAGAACUUCAUAUCUGAACAUGCACAGUUCCUAAACCCAGCCCAGAGCAGACAGAUGCUGAAAUCACUCAGUGCCACACAGAGAGCUUUUAAGGAACUGAUGGACCGAGUGUUUACUCAGAGGCACACACUGGACUGCCAUUUGGAGAUCUGUGUGGAUGAGAUUCAGCAGCAGAAUGCUGUCGAGAGGCAGAAGGAGUUUGUAACCAAGCUGCAGGAGCUGUGUGAUGACCUAACACAGACUGAGAACCGUCUCAUCGGCCACCAGCAGCAAUCCAACGGUGCAAAGAGUGUCGGCGACCUCCAGCAGUACCAGCAAGAGAACCAGGCUUUGCAGAAAGACAUCCAGGCUAAUGUAAGCGCCUUGAACGAAGUGAUCAGUAGCACAAAGAAGUUCCUGGAGGAGAACCGGAGCAAACUGACACCUGAGCAGGUGACUGCUCUUGAGCACAAGGUGGAAGAGGUAACGAGCAAAGCCAAUAUGCUUAACCAGAGGGCAGAGGAAACAAGGAAAGAACUGGAGAACAUUUUGACGACCGUUAUCAAGCAGGAGACAGAAAAGGUUGCAGCUGUGGAACAACUUGAAGAGACCAAAAAUAAAAUCGAGGUUCUCUUAGACUGGGUAUCCAACAUCGGGAAAGAAAAAGAGAUGGAAGGAAUGGCCAAAGAGAAUGGAAACAUGCCAGUAGAAGGAACGAUAACAGGAAGGGAAGAUGACCCUAAUGGAAAUGCACUGGACACUACAGAUAACAUCCCAGAGUGGUCAGGUGAAGACACUGAAGAAUUGGAUAUAGAUGAGCAAUAUGAGAGGCUUAAGGCUCACCACCAAAAGAUCCUCUCCCAGCAGCAAGACCUAAUCAUUGCCACCCAGUCCGCCCAGGCUCUGCUGGAUAAGCAAGCAGACAUUCUCUCUCCAGCUGAAAAAGAGAAGCUCCAGAAGGAUAUCCAGGAGCUGAGGGGGCGCUAUGAGGCUUCGCUCACCCAGGCUGAGCAGCAGAUGAAGCAGAUGCAGAGUGUUCAGGAGGAGCUGCGCAAGUUCCAUGGUGACUACGAGGAGUUUGGAGUAUGGCUGCAGCAGGCACAGGAGCAGCUGGCAGACCUAGGAGCCCCCACUGGCCACUUGGAUGUUCUGCAGGAGAAGCUUCAGAAGCAGAAAAGCUUCUUUGAGGACGUGAUCUCCCACAAGGGAGACUUGCGUUUCAUCACCAUCUCGGGCCAGAAAGUGCUUGAUGUGGCCAAGGCCUGCAGCCGUAGCGAGUCUAAAGAGAAACAGGGAUUGCUCGAGGUGGACACUUCGGGAACGUGCGCUGCUGUGAAGGAGAAGCUGGAUUCCACCACUACUCAAUACAAAGUCACGCACACCCAAUGCAACCAGCUUGGAAACAAUCUCAAAGAUGUCGUUGACAAGUACAAGAAGUAUGAAGACGCUUCUAGCGGCCUGUUGACGUGGCUCGAUAGUUCUGAGGCAGAGGCGAGAAGGCAGCAGUCUGAACUUAUUGCAGCAGACCCCCAAACACUCCAGAGACAACUGGAAGAGACCAAGGCUCUUCAAGGGCAGACGGCUGGCCAUCAGGUGGCUCUGGAGACACUACGCAAAACAGCAGAUGCUCUCAUCACAGCAGAGGGAGACCUGCUAAACAACAAGGAUGAGAUUCGGGAAGCAGUUGACGACAUUGCGGAACGGUACGAUAACUUGUCCAAAUCAGUGAGCGACCGGAAUGAGAAGCUGCAGGUGACAUUAACACGCUCGCUCAGUGUGCAGGAUGGUCUGGAUGAGAUGAUGAACUGGAUGAAGAAGGUGGAGGAAAAUGUUGGGGAGGAAUCCCAAGUGCCCCUAGACUCAGUUGCUAUUGCAGAUGCACUGAGCAGGGAGGUGGCUCUGGAGCAAGACAUGUCUAGCAGACAGAGCAGUAUCUCCACUAUGAAGGCCAAAGUGAAGAAGUUUGUCGAGACUGCAGAGCCAGCAGCAGCAGCUGCUCUCCAGGCGAAGAUGGAAGGACUGACACAAUGCUUUGACAACGCCUGCGAGAAGCACAAGCGGAAGAUUUCACAGAUGGAGCGGCUGAAGGACAAGGUGGAACAGUUUGAGAAGACAUCCGAGAAGGUCCAGGAGUUUGUGCAGAAACAUUUGCACGCUCUCUCUGAGGCCGACGGACCUGGGAAAAACGUAAACGAGCUCUCCCAGCUGGUGCAGGAUAUAAAUGCAGAGCUGGCUGAACAUGCAAAGGACAUGGAAACACUGCACUCGUUGUCGAAGGAGAUUUCUAACUCUGGCCCAGAGGGAAGCGCAGCUCUAAUUCAGGGCAAGAUGGCAAACCUGUCGAACACAUUUAAUACCUUUAAGGACACUGUUAAAGAGAAAGAGGAGGAGGUGGUGUCUUGCCAGGACCAGCUGAGUGAGUUCAAAGCAGCUGCAGGGGUGCUGAUGAAGUGGCUGGAGGAGACAAAAGAGCAAGUGCCUGUGGUUCAGCCCAACUGCAGUGAACAGGGCCUGGGAAAUGACAUGAAGAAAGUUAACGGCUUACUAGAAGAAUGGACUGCUAAAGCUCCCACUAUCCAAGAUAUGAAUAGCAAAGGGUCUGCACUGUGUACCCUAAUCAGUGUUUUGACAUCACCAGCCAAAGCCAGAAUGCAUCAUAAAUCAGGUUCAGCAAUCAGUAAUGGCUCAGGUCCAGGAGGUCCAUAUCUGACGAACAAAGAGCUGAUGCUUGUGCAGCAAAACAUGUCCUGCAUCAAUGAGGAUUAUAGCAGUCUUGGGGAGUUGCUGAAGGCCAGGUCCUCAGAGCUUAGUGCGCUGUUGCUGAAGGUUCAAGGGGUCCAGCAUGAGGCUCGGUCAACGCUCCAGUGGUUGGAGAACAUGAAGAAGACAGCAGUAUCUUGGAACUCUGAGCCAGCAGGCAAAGAUUCAAUGAAAAUGCAAAUGGAACGGCAGAAAGCUUAUGAGGUAAAUAUGCACCAAAAACAGCAGCAGUACCAAGAACUGAGGGAGAAGCUACUCCACCUGAUAAACGAAAGCCCUGAUUCACCUGAAGCAGAAAAAUGGAAGAACAUGCUGAAACAGAUGGAUGCAGGAUGGGAGGAGGUCAGGGGCUCUGCGGAGAACAGGAAGCAGCAUCUGGAGGAGUCAUCUCGCAUGCUGGAGCUCUUCCAGACAAACCAACCACAGCUCUCACAGUGGCUUCAAGAGAAAGAUCUGAUGCUGAGUGUUCUGGGCCCUCUAUCUGUGGACCCCAAUAUGCUCAACACGCAAAAGCAGCAGGUCCAGAUUCUUCUGAAAGAGUUUGAAGGCCGCAAACCUCAGUAUGAGCAGCUGAAUGAAGCUGCCAUGGUUAUCAGUAAUGCAUCAGGAAAUCAGGACCCUACGGUGGAGAAGGUAAAGAAACAGUUGGAUGUUAUUACCCAGAAGUGGCAGGGUCUGACAAGCCAGCUGUCUGAGCGUGAUGCCCUCAUUGUGCAAGCUGUGGGUAAGACCACUCAGUUCCAGGAGCUUCUGCGGCACCUCGGUGAGAGUGUAGCAGCCAUGGAGUUACAGCUGAACGGCCAGCAGACCCUCAGCACACAACCUGACGCAGUCAAGAAGCAGCUAGAAGCCACUAAUGCUGUCCUGUCUAAGCUAUGUGAAGAGAAGAAGAGGCUAAAGGAGGCAGAAAGUCUCUGCUCCGAACUUUCAGCUCUAGUGACUGAGGAGUAUCUCAGAGCCAACCUCACAGCACAGCUGGAAAGCGUCUCCAAGCCCUUUAAGAUGCUUGAAGACAAAGCAGGAAAGCGGAUUCAACAGCUCACCUCCACCUUUGCCAGCUCCCAAGAAUUUCAUCGGACGUCUAAAGACUUCCAGAGCUGGCUAGAGCAAACGCUUAAGGAGCAGGCCGGGCCCCAGUCAAUCUCAACCAAGGAGGAGACUCUGUUACAAAGUCAGAGGGAGCACAGUGCUAUCCAGAGUGCACUGAGUCAACAAGAGGAACCAUACAAGAACAUUAUGCAGGAAGCAGAGGCUCUUCUACAGAACACGGAGGGAGAGGAAAAGUUGGCCCUCCAAGGACAGCUCUCAGCCCUCAGGUCCAACUGGGAGAAAGUAAAGCGGGGUGCCACGGAGAGAGCAGAAAAGCUUAAUAUAGCUGUGGAGAGGGCCAAAAAAUACAGAGAACAUGCAGAGAGCUUGGGCACUUGGCUGCAGGAGUGUGAAGACAGGAAAAACAGGGCAAAUUUCAGCGUGAAUCCUGUAGAAGUUGAGGACUCUCUCUCACAGGUAAAGGCCAUCCAGAGGGAUGUGGACAAACAUCGCGGUCAGAUGGAGCUGCUGAACGUAGCUGCUGAUAGCCUUUUAGAGGUGGCCACAGCAGAUGUAGCUGAUGUGAAGGAAGAGAAGAGUGUUAUUGGGAAGAAUGUGGAUAAGUUGAUGGAAGGGUUGCAGCUCAAGAAAGAAACUCUCGAGAAGCUCUCACAGAAGUUGAAAGAGUUCAGUGACACACACAAAGAUAUCUCAGACCAAAUUGAGGGUGCCAGAAAGCAACUAGAAUACCAAUCGGGUCUUGAUGUCCAAGGUUUUAGUAACAAGAACCUAACUAACAUGAAGGAUCAGCAGAAAAAUUUAGAGGGUGUCCAGAACCAGAUCGAGAACCUCAAAAGCCUAGCACAAAGUUUGGUCGUGGAUGUACCAGAAGUUGAAGGCAUGAUAGAUCUCCUCCUUCAGACAGACACUUUGGAGAAAGAGCACAGCUCCGUCAGUAAAGCAAUUGAAGACAAGUGCUUCACACUGGAGAACAAACUGCAGGGCAUCGGACAGUUCCAGGACAGCAUUCGGGACAUGUUCACCACCUUUGCAGACCUGGACGACGAAUUGGAUAGUAUGGGCCCAGUAGCCAGAGACCUGAAAACUCUACAAGAUCAACAAAGAACCUUCCAAAACUUUGUGACAAAACUCCAGGAUCUGAUGACCAGCACAGCCAGUGCCAGAGAUAACUGCAAGAAGAUGCUUGAAUCAGAGGCCUCACCAGAUCUACUGGGCCUUAAGAGAGACUUGGAGGCCCUGAGCAAGCAGAGUGGCAAACUGAUGGACCGGGCCACUGGGAGUAAAGAGCAGGUUGAGGAUACAAUGAAGCAUCUGGUGGAGUUUUACCACAAGCUGGACACUUUCACAAAGAAAAUGGCUGGUGCAGAAGAGCAGGAGGAAUCCCAAGGACCAGUUGGCAUGGAAACUGAGGUCAUUAACCAACAGCUGGAGGGUUUCAAGGUUUUCCAGAAAGAGACGAUUGAGUCACUGCAAACACAGUUGCAAGAGGUAAAUUGGUUAGGCCAGGGGCUUAUUCAGAAUGCUUCCAAAGGGACCAGCACCAAAGCCCUUGAACAUGACCUGGAGGACGCCAAUACGAGAUGGAACACCCUGAACAAAAAGGUAGCAGAACGUUCAGUGCAGCUUCAUGAAGCUUUGCUGCACUGUGGAAGGUUUCAGGAUGCUCUCGAAUCCCUGUUCAGCUGGCUGAAAGACACAGAAGAGCUGGUGGCCAGUCAAAAGCCUCCAUCAGCAGAAUUUAAAGUUGUCAAAGCACAAAUACAAGAACAGAGGCUCUUACAGAAGCUGCUAGAUGACCGCAGACCCACAGUGGAGCUUAUUAAGAAGGAAGGGGGGAAAGUUUUGGAGAUGGCCGACUCUGUGGAUAAAGAGAAGAUUGGAAAGGAGAUUGAUAGCCUCGGGAAUAGAUGGGAUGCUCUGCUCAAGAAAGCCGAGAGCAGACGCAAGCAGUUGGAGAGCAUUUUGGGGGUGGCCCAACAGUUCCAUGAGACCCUUGAGCCGCUAACAGAGUGGCUCACUGUUACAGAGAAAUGCCUGGCCGGUUCCGAGCCCAUCGGCACUCAGACCUCUAAGCUUGAAGAGCAGAUCUCCCAACAUAAGGCUUUAGAGGAGGAGAUUAUAGGGUGCAGUAAGAGCUUGUGCCAGGCAGUGAGUCUUGGCCAGGCUCUGCGGUCACUCAUCUGCGUGGAUGAUAAAGAACUCGUCCAGGCUAAACUGGACAGCAUUCAGGGCGGCUACAUCGAGUUGCAGGAACGCUGCCGAACAAAGGCCGAGCUCCUGCAGCGGGCCCUGGCUAAUGCGCGGCUGUUUGGAGAGGACGAAGUGGCACUCAUGAACUGGCUGGACGAAAUACACGGCAGACUGAGCCACAUCUCUGUCCAGGACUAUACACCAGCCGUACUGGCUAAACAGCAUGCGGACCAGCUGGCACUUCAUGAGGAUAUUGAAUUAAGGAGACAGCAUGUUGAACAGGCCCUUCAGAAUGGACUUGAGCUGCUCAAACAGACCACAGGCGAUGAAGUUGUCAUCGUUCAGGGAAAACUGGACGGAAUAAAGACAAGAUACGCUGACAUUAGCACAAUGAGCAAUGAUGUAAUGAAGACCCUGGACAAGGCCCUGUCGCUGGCUAACAAGGUACAACACACGCAUGAGGAGCUGUGCUUCUGGUUGGAGAAAGUGGAGUCUGAAUUGGCCACGUUUGGAGCACAGGAACCAGUGGGAGAGCAACUCACUCAGGUGCAAGAGAGGCAGAAAGCAUUAAUGAAGGAGGUUCAAGAGCACAAGUCAGUAGUAGAUAAGCUGAAUGAAGUUAGCAACGCUCUGCUAGAGCUGGUGCCAUGGCGUGCCCGAGAGGGGCUUGAUAAACUGAUCACAGAGGACAACGAGCGCUAUAGGUCAGCAAGUGAUGCCAUCUCUCAGCAUGUGGACCAGACAGGAGCCGCCAUCUUAAAAUCGCAGCAGUUUGAGCAGGCUGCAGACACUGAAUUAGCCUGGCUGACUGAAGCAGAGAAGAAGUUGUCAUCUCUAGGUGACAUCAAGCUGGAGGCAGAACACACCACUGCUCAGCUGCAGGCUCAAAAGGGCUUCUCCAUGGACAUUAUGAGGCAUAAAGAUGCCGUGGAUGAUAUCACUAAGACAGGCGAGGCGAUAAUGGAAAGCAAAGACGAGACUGAGAAACGAGCUCUAAAGUGUGACUGUGUUGUUCAGGCUAAGAUCCAGGCUCUCAUGGAGAAGUACAACACGGUGAGUCAGUUGAACUCAGAGCGCUGUCUGCAGCUGGAGAGAGCGCACUCCCUGGCCUGCCAGUUCUGGGAGACUUAUGAGGAGUUGUGGCCAUGGCUGCAGGAGACCCAGGCCAACUUCACCCACCUCCCGUCACCUGCCAUUGAAUAUGACACACUCAGACAGCAACAAGAGGAACUGCGGCAACUGAGGGAGUUGAUUGCAGAGCAUAAGCCGCACAUAGACAAGAUGAACAAAACGGGCCCUCAGCUGGUGGAGAUCAGUCCACUGGAGGGCGAGUCCAUCAGGGAGAAAUUCCAGGCCACAGACAAGUUGUAUGCACAGCUUAAAGCAGAUGUUAAGCAGAGAGCUGCUUCCCUGGAUGAGGCCAUCUCUCAGUCUACUCAGUUCCAUGAUAAGAUCGACCCAAUGCUGGAGUCUCUGAAUCGUAUAGCGGAGCGUUUGCGCCAGCCUCCCUCCAUCUCCGUGGAAGUGGAGAAGAUUCGUGAGCAGAUUUCUGAGAACAAAGCUGUGAACGUGGACUUGGAGAAACUGCAACCAUCUUAUGAAACGCUGAAGCAGCGAGGAGAGGACAUGAUCACUCGCUCAGAGGGCGCAGACAAAGACCUGUCAGCCAAAGCCGUACAAGACAAACUGGAUCAGAUGGUAUUUGUGUGGCAUGAUAUCCAUGCUCUGCUGGAUGAGAGGGAGGCUAAACUUCUGGAUGUGAUGGACCUGGCUGAGAAGUUCUGGUGUGAGCACUGUGCUCUCAUCAUCACCAUCAAAGACACACAGGACUUGAUGAAAGACCUGGAAGAACCUGGAGUCGACCCCUCCGUUGUUAAACAGCAACAGGAGUCUGUGGAGGGGUACCGAGAGGAGAUUGACGGUCUUCAGGAGGAACUGAACGUGGUCCAGAAUCUAGGAGCAGAGCUGAUGACAGCCUGUGGAGAACCAGACAAGCCUGUUAUCAAAAAGAGCAUCGAUGAGGUGAACGUGGCAUGGGAGACUCUGAAUAAGACCUGGAAGGAGCGAGUGGACCGACUGGAGGAGGCCAUGCAGUCUGCUGUACAGUUCCAGGAUGGUCUUCAGGGCAUGUUUGACUGGGUGGAUAUUUUGGAGAGUAAACUGGAUUCCAUGUCACCUGUGGGCACAGACCUGGAAACGGUGAAACAGCAGAUUGAGGAGCUCAAGGAGUUCAAAGGUGAGGGAUACCAGCUUCAGAUUGAGAUGGAGAGGCUGAAUCACCAGGCAGGACUGCUACUGAAAAAAGUACUGGAGGAAGCAGACCGCAUUGCCAUUCAGGAGCCGAUGAGCGAACUAAAAAUGCUUUGGGACAACCUGGACGAGAAGGCCAUCAACAGACAGCACAAGCUGGAGGGAGCCUUGUUGGCAUUAGGGCAGUUCCAGCAUGCUCUGGAUGAGCUUUUGGCCUGGCUGACUCAUACUGAAGAGCUGCUUAGUGGACAGAAGAAAACCAGUGGCGAUCCCAAAGCUAUAGAGAUAGAACUUGCCAAACACCAUGUGCUGCAUAAUGAUGUACUGGCCCAUAAGACCACAGUGGAAGCAGUGAACAAAGCUGGCAGAGAUUUGAUGGAGUCCAGUGCAGGAGAGGAGGCGUGUGGCCUGCAGAGCAAGCUGGAAAACCUUAACCAACGUUGGACAAGCAUCCUGGAGAAGACUGAGCAGAGGAGGCAGCUUCUGGACAUCGCCUUACUCCAGGCCCAAGGUUUCCAUGGGGAGAUUGAAGAUAUGCAACAAUGGCUGAAAGACACAGAAUGUCAGCUGUUAACAUCAAAAGCAGUUGGAGGCCUACCAGACACGGCCCGCGAGCAGCUUAAAACCCAUCUGGAGUUAUGUAGUGCAAUAGAGGUGAAGGAAGACCUCUACCAGAAGCUUCUUCACAGAGGUCAGCAGCUGAUAGCCAUGACCCAGGAGAACCAGGACAGCAGUACUGAGCAGGACCUCCACAACCUUCAAGAAAAGUGGGAAAGUGUGCAGGCCAAAGUGGCUGAGAAGAAGGUGAAACUGGAAGAGGCAUUAGCGAUGGCCACAGAUUUUCAUAAUUCUCUGCAGGACUUCAUUAAUUGGCUGACUCAAGCAGAGCAGACCCUCAACAUGGUCUCUCCAGCCUCCCUCAUCCUGGAAACUAUCUUGUUCCAGAUUGAUGAACAUAAGAUCUUUGCAACUGAGGUCAACUCACACCGAGAUCAAAUCAUUGAGCUGGAUAAGACAGGCACCCAUCUGAAAUACUUCAGCCAGAAGCAGGAUGUGGUCCUGAUUAAAAACCUGCUCCUAAGCGUACAAAGCCGCUGGGACAAAGUAGUGCAGCGUUUGGUGGAGCGAGGACGCCUGCUGGACGAUGCGAGGAAACGUGCAAAGCAGUUCCAUGAGAGCUGGACCAAGCUGAUGGAGUGGCUGGAGGAGUCAGAGAGAGCUCUGGACUCUGAGCUGGAGAUCGCUAAUGACCCUGACAAGAUCAAAAUGCAGCUGGCUCAGCACAAGGAGUUCCAGAAGGCCCUGGGUGCCAAGCAUUCCGUGUACGACACCACCAGCCGCACAGGCCGAGCCUUGAAGGAUAAGACCUCACUCCAGGAUGACAAGCAGAAACUGGACGACAUGCUGUGUGAGCUCAGAGACAAAUGGGACACGAUUUGUGGCAAGUCUGUAGAAAGGCAGAACAAGUUGGAGGAGGCUCUGCUGUUUUCAGGCCAGUUCACUGACGCUCUGCAGGCUCUGAUUGACUGGCUUUAUAAAAUAGAGCCGCAGCUGGCAGAGGACCAGCCUGUGCAUGGAGACAUUGAUUUGGUGCUGAACCUCAUUGAUAGCCACAAGGUGUUUCAAAAGGAGCUUGGAAAGAAGACAGGCUCUGUACAGGCUCUGAAACGUUCGGCCCGUGAGCUGAUUGAGAACAGCCAUGACGACUCUUCCUGGGUCAAAGUUCAGAUGCAGGAGCUGAGCUUGCGCUGGGACACAGUGUGCACCCUGUCUGUUCUAAAACAGACACGGCUUGAACAAGCUCUGUGUCAGGCAGAAGAGUUUCACUCGACUGUUCAUAUCCUGCUAGAGUGGCUAGCUGAAGCAGAACAGAGCCUCCGUUUCCAUGGGUCUCUGCCUGAAGAUGAAGAAGCCCUGCGUGGCCUGAUCGAACAGCACAAAGAAUUCAUGAAGAAGCUGGAAGAAAAGAGUGUGGCUCUGGGCAAAGCCACCAGCAUGGGCGAAGCGAUCUUAGUUAUCUGCCAUCCAGACUCCAUCACCACUGUGAAACACUGGAACACCAUAAUUAAAACCCGCUUCGAGGAGGUCACAGCGUGGGCACGGCAGCAUCAGCAGAGGUUAUCUAGUGCUCUGAGUGAGCUUAUGGCGACUGAAGAGCUCCUGGAGAAUCUGCUGAGCUGGUUACAAUGGGCAGAGACCACACUUACUGAGAAAGACAAAGAUGCCCUGCCUCAGGAGAUUGAGGAGAUCAAAGCACUCAUCACUGAGCAUCAGACCUUCAUGGAGGAGAUGACCAGAAAACAGCCAGAUGUGGACAAAGUCACUAAAACUCAUAAAAGAAAAGCCACAGCUGAUCCACCAGUUCAGUCUCAGAUUCCAGUACUGGAAAAAGGAAGAACAGGCCGAAAGAGAUCCCAGGCCCAGUCCAUGUAUCCAGCGACUGUCCAGGCUCCGAUAGAGACUAAGAACCCCAGAGUGAACCUGUUGGUCAGUAAAUGGCAGCAGGUCUGGCUUUUGGCCCUGGACAGGAGAAGAAAACUGAACGACGCACUGGACCGACUAGAGGAGCUGAAAGAGUUUGCCAACUUUGACUUUGAUGUCUGGAGGAAGCGCUAUAUGCGAUGGAUGAACCACAAGAAAUCCCGAGUCAUGGACUUCUUUCGUCGCAUGGAUAAGGAUCAGGAUGGCAAAGUCACCAGGCAGGAGUUUAUUGACGGGAUUCUUUCUUCAAAGUUUCCCACCAGUCGACUGGAGAUGAGUGCUGUAGCAGACAUUUUUGAUCGUGAUUGUGAUGGCUACAUUGACUACUAUGAGUUUGUUGCUGCUCUGCACCCAAACAAAGAUGCCUACAAACCACUUACUGAUGCUGAUAAGAUAGAAGACGAGGUAACGCGCCAAGUGGCAAAGUGCAAGUGUCCAAAACGGUUCCAAGUGGAGCAAAUUGGUGCGAACAAAUACCGGUUCUACCUCGGAAACCAGUUUGGAGACUCGCAGCAGCUCAGGCUGGUGCGGAUCCUGCGCAGCACUGUUAUGGUGCGAGUGGGAGGAGGCUGGAUGGCCCUUGAUGAGUUCCUAGUCAAGAACGACCCGUGUAGAGCUAAAGGUAGGACCAACGUGGAGUUAAGAGAGAAGUUCAUUCUUCCGGAAGGGACCACUCAAGUGAUGGCCAGCUUUCGCUACAGAGGUCGAAGGUCACGGCCAUCCUCAAGAGGUGCCUCCCCGAACAGGUCGAACUCCAGCCACAGUUGUGCUGCACAGCCCAACCCUGCUGCGACUGGUACACCGAAGACUCUCCAACAUUUAACCCGAAAUUAUGAUAAACCCUGGCUGACAAACAGCAAAUCAGCUACUCCCUUAAAGUCGUCCGACUCUUUUGAGAGCCAGGGGUCAUCCAAUGAGAGUACACCCAUCCAAGGCACUAAGCUCCGUUUGCCUGGUUAUUUAUCAGGAAAAGGUUUCCAAUCAGGAGAGGAGGGAAGCCUGAUAAACACUGCUAUUCUGAAAGCUAGAAGUCAGACUGCUGGUUACAGUAAGAUUCCCAGCAGGCCCGGCAGUAAGGCAGGGAGCCGUGGAAGCAGCCGGCGUGGGAGCGAUGCCUCUGACUUUGACAUCUCCGAUAUCCAGUCUGUCUGCUCUGACGUGUCGGAGAUGGUGAUGGACUCUGCAAGGCCACGCUCAUCUCCACGGCAGCCUGGAGUUAAACCCUCCAAAAUCCCUACACCACAGAGGAGGAGCACAGCCAGCAGCAAACUGGCCAAGACCACGACCAAGAGAUAGUCAGCAGCUGGCUUCUAUCUUUACAGCACUGUGCUGGAACACACUGGACAAAAACUGGACUCCUGAAGACACUAAAAACUGCAAAAUGUCCUUAUUUAAAAUGAACAAGUAGCAAGUUGUAAAUUAUAAAAGAAAAAAAAAAGUGUAGCAAGUUGUAAAUUAUUCCAAGGAGAAACGAGGUGAAGUAAGUGGGAUUGAUGCUGUGUGAGUGGAACAUGACAGUUUUGUGUAUUUGUUGUGUAUUUUUAAUUUCUGUGAAUAAUGUCGCAUCAGAUUUUAUUUUAUUUUAUUGUAUUGCUGCUACAACCUGAGAGGUUAGCAAGCACUGGCAGGAGAAAAGGACUGUACAUGGUGAAGCUAAAUAACAAUUUUCCAUAUUCUUGGAUUGAGCUCACUUUGAAAGCGGAUCAUACUGUAAAUCUCCACAAGCUUGCGAAUAAUAUUAUGCCACUGCGAUUCACCAGGGCACCCUGACUAUUUAUUCAUCUAUUUAAAGUGCAAUGAUGUGUUGCUGAGAAUGCAUUUUAAAGGGCAAUACAAUACUAACUAACUGUAAUCACUGCAAGUGCUCCUCCUAAAACACUACAUGGCCUUCAGUACAAAACAACAAAAAACAGUCCAUCAUAUCCACCUGCUAAAUAAUGUUUUAAGUUCCUAAUAGUAUCAUUGUGUGCCAUUUAACUUUGACAAGAACCUUCCACGGUUCUAACUAGCAGAUAUUCAUAAGUGCAUUCAUGUCUGUGUACUGUAUGAGUCAGUGUCAGUGGAUUACUCAACAUUUUUGUAAUAAACCUGCUUGCAGAAAGCUUUGGCAGUA
Molecule: messenger RNA, 29386 nt
Organism: Ictalurus furcatus (blue catfish)
Lineage: Eukaryota; Metazoa; Chordata; Actinopteri; Siluriformes; Ictaluridae
Gene: dst
Product: dystonin
Exons: 96
Coding region: 3124-28569 (8481 amino acids)
Biological process (GO): wound healing; intermediate filament bundle assembly
Cellular component (GO): cytoplasm; cell junction; membrane
Molecular function (GO): structural molecule activity; microtubule binding; keratin filament binding
Source: RefSeq, a predicted model, not a curated record